Molecule: messenger RNA, 4114 nt
Organism: Cryptomeria japonica (Japanese cedar)
Lineage: Eukaryota; Viridiplantae; Streptophyta; Pinopsida; Cupressales; Cupressaceae
Product: disease resistance protein RUN1
Exons: 5
Coding region: 257-3991 (1244 amino acids)
Biological process (GO): signal transduction; defense response
Molecular function (GO): ADP binding
Source: RefSeq, a predicted model, not a curated record
UCGUUUCCAGGAAGGACGGUGGAAAAAACCUUUCGGCUCUGACAAAGAGUCUUCGUCUUUCUCUCGACAUUUUGCUCCUCAUUUCCAAGAAGAAACAAACAGGGAUCGGUUUCGUGUUCAUUUCCCCAUCCUUUCUUCGAAGGAGGAUGCAGUUGCAUCUAUAUAUCUCCAGGCCUUGAUCUACUCCGAUCCACUCAUUCUUUCUCAAUACAUAUCCAUCGCUUGGGCUCUGUUUUUCAAUCCCAUCCUUGCAUUUAUGGCUUCUACAUCCUCAUCUCACCAACAAAAUGCCUUCUCUGGAAUUGAACCUCCCAACAAAAGGAGAAAAAUAGAAGAAUCUUCCAGAGUGUAUGAUGUGUUCAUCAAUCAUAGAGGCCCCGAGGUCAAGCAAACUCUUGCUAUUCAGCUCUACAACUUACUUAAGGAGGUCGAUAUAAAGGCAUUUCUUGAUUCCGAAGAGAAGGAGCAUGGAGUUUCAUUUAUUUCCACCAUUGAGAGCGCGAUUAGAUCUGCUUCAGUGCAUAUCGCUAUUUUUUCACCAAAGUAUGCGGAGUCAGAUUGGUGUCUGCGUGAGCUGGUUCUUAUGUCACAAAGUAAUGCCAAGAUUAUUCCUGUGUUUUACCAAGUGGAGCCGUGGGAACUCCGCUUCAUCGAAAAGGGAGUAUAUGCUGAGGCAUUUCGUCAAUAUGAAGAGAAGGGCAGGUAUCGGGACAAGUUGGAGGAGUGGAAGGAAGCCCUUAAUCAAGUUUCAUACACCGCAGGCGACGUAUUCAAAGAGUCAGAUUCUUUUGAUUGCAAAGGCAUAGUGUCCGCUGUGGAAAAAGAAGUACAAAGCUCAAAGCGUUUACAUGUUGCCAAAUAUCCAGUCGGACUUCAUAAUCUCGUAACAGAAUUUGAAAGGCGGUGCCUUGGUGACCUUGUUCAAGAUUUUGAAAGCCAGUGUAUAAUGAAGAAAGGAGCAAAGGGGAAAGCCAAUGUCGUAGGCAUUUUUGGUAUGGGUGGGAUUGGGAAGACAACUCUCUCCAAAGAGUUGUUCAACCAAAAGAGAUCAAAAUACACAAGAGCAAGUUUUCUGUUUGACGUACGUGAAGCCUGUGUCACUGGUAAAUUACCUUCACUGCAGAGUAAACUCCUCAAAGAUAUAUUCGGUGAAGAUCAAAUUUUUCAAAGUAGUGAGGAGGGGACAAGCUGUCUGAGGGAUCGUCUGGAAAGGAGCAGCUCUUUGAGUUUCCUGAUUGUUUUAGAUGACAUUGAUCAUGUAAAACAAUUAGAUGACCUAUUAGUCAUCGAUAUAUUAAUCAAGUCUGUUAAUAAUUUGGUAAUUAUUACAACCAAAAAUGUAGGGGUUCUUGUCAGUGCAGGAAUUGACACAGGUUAUCAUUUAAAAGGAUUGAACAGAGAAGAUGGGAGAGAGCUGUUUUGUUGGCACGCUUUCGACCAACCCCUUCCACUUGGCGGAUACGAGGAUCUAGUCCAGCACUUCGUUAAAGUGUGUGGAGGCCUACCUCUGUCUCUUGUAGUUCUGGGCCGGCAUCUUUCUCAUAGACCCCAGUGGUAUUGGCAGGAUGAAUUGGAAAAAGUCAAGGAGACUCUUCCGGGAGAUAUAAAGCAGAGAUUAAAGAUGAGCAUUGAUACAUUAGAUAACGUAGAAAAACAGAUUUUCAUGGAUGUAGCUUGUUUUUUUAUUGGAAAAUCUAUCACCAAGGCCAUGCUCAUAUGGAAAGUAUCUGGAUGGAGAGCUCGCCGUGCUUUGCAAAUACUAAAAGAGAAAUGUCUGGUUGAGGAAAUCAAAGAGGUGUAUCUGAAUAUGCUAGAAUAUAAGUGGGAAUCUACCGUAGAGGGGUCUGCUUUGAGAAUGCAUGACCACCUUCGGGACUUGGGAAGAGAAAUGGCAGAUGAACUGAGCUAUCCUCAUCGUGUGUGGCGCCCCCAAGAUCUUAAAUCUUUGGAAUUAAAGGGAUUCCAAAAUAUCCUCACACAGACCAAGAGCAGGUGUUUCCAUUCCAUUGUGGACAAAUCUAUGGGUUGUGGAAUUACAUACUUUCUAGGGGAACCGGAAAAUGGUUCUGAUGCUUCUCUGCUAUGGCUUCAGCUUGAGUACCUGAGUUGCUGUCCACUUGACCUGAAUUCAGAUAUAAACUCAAGCAUUCCUUCAUGGAUUCCUCUUCAGAACUUGCAGUGUUUAAGAAUCAGCAAUGGGUGUUUCAAAAGAUUGUGGCAAAGCGAUGUGCAGGAACCUUUCAAUUUAGAAGAGCUUCAGAUUCAUGAUACCUUUGUGGAAAAUUUUUCAAAUUUGCUAGGAAAAUUAAAUAACAUGAAAAAGUUAGUUUUAAAUGCUAACGACAUCCAAACGGAUAUUUGGUCUUCAUUAGAGUUCCUCAGAAUGAAUCUCAGUAAUUCAAGGAUUGUGGACUCUCACUUAGAAGGGCACCUGGCUUACAAUGUACAGAAGAUUACGCUGCCAACAACACUCAAUGAGUUAAAUGUACAAAGUUGCAGAGGUUUCCAAAGAAUAGCGGGAAUCACUGAUCUUACAGAGCUUGGACGGGUGCUAAUUAAACAGUGCCCUGAGCUUGAGGAGUUGCCAAGUUUUGGCAGAGUGAGUAAUCUGGUGAAAAUUGAGAUUGACUCUUGUGAUAAGCUACAGAAGAUUAUGUUGCCAACAACACUCAGUGACUUGGAUGUACAAAGUUGCAGAGGUUUGCAAAGAAUAGCGGGAAUCGCUGAUCUUAUGGAGCUUCGGCGGGUGUUUAUUAAACAGUGCCCUGAGCUUGAGGAGUUACCAAAUUUUGGCAGAGUAAGUAACCUGGAGGAAAUUCAGAUUGACUCUUGUGAUAAGCUACAGAAGAUUACGCUGCCAACAACACUCAAUGAGUUAAAUGUACAAAGUUGCAGAGGUUUCCAAAGAAUAGCGGGAAUCACUGAUCUUACAGAUCUUGGACGGUUGCUUAUUAAACAGUGCCCUGAGCUUGAGGAGUUACCAAAUUUUGGCAGAGUAAGUAACCUGGAGGAAAUUGAGAUUGACUCUUGUGAUAAGCUACAGAAGAUUAUGUUGCCAACAACACUCAGUGACUUGGAUGUACAAAGUUGCAGAGGUUUGCAAAGAAUAGCGGGAAUCGCUGAUCUUAUGGAGCUUCGGCAGGUGUUUAUUAAACAGUGCCCUGAGCUUGAGGAGUUGCCAAGUUUUGGCAAAGAGAGUCAGCUGCACACAAUUGAGAUUGACUCUUGUGAUAAGCUACAGAAGAUUACGCUGCCAACAACACUCAUUUCGCUGCAGGUAGCCAGAUGCAGAGAUUUGCAAAGAAUAACAGGAAUCGCUGAUCUUAAAGAGUUGGACAUUUCUGAGUGUCCUAAGCUUGAUUUGGCUUGUCUCUCCACACCGAGCUGCUUAGGGGAAAUUGCCAUUGACUCUUGUGAGAAUAUACAGAACAUAUCUGCUAUUGAAGAGUUGCAUGUACCAGAAUAUGUGAGACUGUCUUAUUGCAGCAAUGCUGUAAUACGGAAUUUCAUUCAUAAGUGGAAGAGUGCGCCAGUGUAUACGUGUGUGAUUGGAAAAGCAGUGGAUGGAGCGGAGUCAUCUUUAAAUGAGCCUCUGUUUUCCGACGCUAACAUUGGCGUCGAUGGAGUCAUUCAAAUUUGUGCUGACCAAGUCCCUCCCGACUGGUCAGAAUGGUGUGCAGAAGUUAAUGUUGUAUGCCUUGUGGUUGUGAUUGAUAGCUCCACUUUGGCAGAGGAUAUAAAUAAAUCUAUUGCCAGCUAUGGCGGUGGUCACUAUCCGUACAAGAUGCGUCAAGGAAAAUCCAUAAUUACAAUCGUAGGUCGUGGUUUUUUGUACCGCCGUGUAAUGUGGAGGUGUUCAGAUAUAAUAAAGUUCAAUGGAAGAAUACUGAAGAAGGGUGUUCGGAUAGGUUUGAAAGAAGGCGGAGAGUGGGAAAGUCUGGGUGUGUUACGCACCAUUGUUGAUAGGCUAUAUGAAUAUGAUCACAAAUGAAAUGUAAGAAGGUGAUUUUCUUUUUACAUAAUUAAUGUUUUUAAAUAUUCAAAGAUAUAUUUAUUUGUAAUUGAUUAUGUAAAGUAUUAUUUUGAAUAUUAAAUUUAAGAAUUUUUCAAUUUA